Ostreococcus tauri is the source of this 1170-nucleotide messenger RNA. Its product is annotated as Histone deacetylase superfamily. Gene Ontology annotation, molecular function: histone deacetylase activity. NCBI's taxonomy places the organism in Eukaryota, Viridiplantae, Chlorophyta, Mamiellophyceae, Mamiellales, Bathycoccaceae. The coding region runs from base 1 to 1170 and encodes 389 amino acids. Gene Ontology annotation, cellular component: histone deacetylase complex. The transcript has a single exon. Gene Ontology annotation, biological process: chromatin organization. The record is from RefSeq and is a predicted model, not a curated record.
AUGUCUGCGCUCGUCCGUCCGUCACCGAUCGCAUCGGUGUGCGUCGUGAGGAAACAUAUUUCGCACGUGCGGUCGACCACGGUCCCGAGCGCUAGCUCAAACGAUGCGCCAAAGCUUAUCUUUGUCUCCAGCGUCGCGAGCGGACAUGACCUUGAGGGUCACCCCGAGUGCGCCGCACGCGUUCCGGCCAUCUUAAAAGAGCUCGAAAAGGGUCAACUGCUCGGAACACAUCGUCCUCAGGACGUGAUGGAGCUCACGGGCGUGGAGUUAGCGCCCAAGUCGGCGCUGGAGGGGGUACACACAAAGAAUUACGCCACCGGGCUCGAGUUGUUGUGCGGAACGCGUGCGCCGGUUAAUUUGGACACCGCGCCGACGUAUUGCACGACCUCGACGUACGCAGACGCUAUGCGAGGAGCGGGAGCGGCGAUCGCGCUCGUGGACGAGGUGUGCGAUCGAUCGAAGAAGGGGUUGACGCCGUCGGGUUUCGGGUUGGUGCGUCCACCGGGACAUCACGCGACUCCGCGAGGCGCGAUGGGAUUCUGCUUAGUUGGAAACGCUGCGGUUGCGGCGAGACACGCGCAGAAGCGCGGACAUGAAAGAGUGAUGAUAUUUGAUUACGACGUGCAUCACGGGAACGGGACGAAUGACAUAUUUCACUCGGACCUGAGUGUGCUCUUCGUUUCCACGCACGAGGACGGAAGUUAUCCUGGAACCGGGAAGUUCACGGACGUGGGUUCGGACGAGGGGAUAGGCGCGACCAUUAAUAUCCCUCUUCCUCCUGGAAGCGGUGAUAAAGCGGUUUUGACCGCGUUUGAAGAGGUGGUCAUGCCGGGGGCGGCACGCUUCAAGCCGGAUUUCAUUAUUGUGAGCGCGGGAUACGACGCGCAUUGGCGUGAUCCGCUCGCGGGGCUGACCUUCCGCUCAGGUACGUACCAUCGACUGUGUACUAAGCUCAAGGAGUUGGCGAACGAGCUGUGCGAAGGUAGGAUAGUAUUUUUGUUGGAGGGUGGGUACGAUUUGAUUGGGUUGUCCGAAGGCGUAGCGGAUUCGUUCAGAGCGCUCGUUGGCGACGACUCGACGGAUUUCGGCGACAUUCCAGGAUUGCGCGACGAACCCGAAGAGAAAGUGCGAAAGAUUCUGAACGAAGUCAAGGCGGUGCAUCAGAUUUAA